This is a messenger RNA of Alligator sinensis (Chinese alligator), 6972 nucleotides long. RefSeq names its product bone morphogenetic protein 3 (gene BMP3). Bases 2297 to 3292 code for a protein of 331 amino acids. NCBI's taxonomy places the organism in Eukaryota, Metazoa, Chordata, Crocodylia, Alligatoridae. Gene Ontology annotation, cellular component: extracellular region. Gene Ontology annotation, biological process: BMP signaling pathway; SMAD protein signal transduction. Gene Ontology annotation, molecular function: cytokine activity; growth factor activity. The record is from RefSeq and is a predicted model, not a curated record. The transcript is spliced from 3 exons.
CAUAAAACAGCUGAUGUAAAUUAGGUACUGAGCAGGUACAUUCACCAUUUUUCAAAGCUCUUAAUCAAAGCUACUAUCAACAUUAAUAACAGGGGAUUUUAUAUAUAUAUUACUUUCAGUUAGUAGUCAUCAGAUUAACAUUACAUGUGAAACAUCAUCUUUCUAAAUAAUCUGGCUCUCAGGUGACAGUUUUUGAAAAAUUGCAGAAGUGCCAUAUUUUUACACUCAUAAAGUUAUCCAGAUUAGUGGAACAGGGAAGGGAUUACCAAAGAUGAUAGUGUAGAGGGGAAGCAUCAAAAUUUGUUUUUUGUAGCCUCAAAUGUCCAGGUUUUAGUUCAUAACAAUUAUUUACAGUUGGACUAAAACCCCAUGAAACUAAGGGUUUACAAUGGAAACGCUGAUACAUUCUUAACUAUACACUUCCACAAGUGCACAACUUUAAUAUCUAAUUUAAACUAUGUCUAAUGAUGACUAUAUAACUAAAUAACCCUCAUUAUUGCAUCCCUUUUCACCCAUGGGAAAGAUUUGGCAGUCCAUAAAAAUGUCAGUAUAUCCUCUAUAAAGGUAAACACACCACAUGUUCGUGGACUUGUUCCAGCUUAUUGAUGUAUGGGAAUGCCCCUUGUUACAUGAAUAUAUGUUUAUGUGGGUGACGUCAGUUUUCACAGACCUGCUGCUUUUUCUUACAGUACAUUUCAUGCUGGCAGUGGUAGCAGGUAAUACACACAGCUGUGAGUUCUUUGGGGUGUAAGUGCAGCAAGUACCAUUAUGGUUAUUGAAUGGUAUAUUUCCUAUUCUAAGUAUGUCUGAAUAAACUCUCAUCUCAUAUAAUGCCAUGCAGUAACUGCUGGCAAGUGCCGACUUCAAGGUGCAUCUGACAACUAUAAGGAACAAAAUAUGUUUUAAUAAUAUUUUCUGGAAGCUUUUCUGCUGUAGAUCUUGCCCAUCUCUGUGUAGCCAUCCCUUUCUCUCUCCUCCUCCCCACCCUACCCACUCCCAAAUUUAGGGGGGGAAUGCAAACCUGAUGCCACUGAGUACAAAGAAGUCAGGAUUUCACCCAGGAAAACUGAGACAUGUGGUGACUAGUGUGUACUCACAUGACCAGCUGAAAAUGCUGGCCAGUCCAGGCUGAUGUCCCAUCUACUGAACCAUAUCUGCUACCCUAUGGUAUAAUGCAUGAAUAUAAACAAUAAAGCAUAUUUGUACAGUACCUCCCUGCCCUGGUCCAUGACAGGAGUUCUAAGCCUCUCCCACAGUGCAAUCAGUCAGUUAUCAUAACAAGAGUGCAUGAGAUCUGUCUUAUCUCUUGCAAGUUACCAUGGGCUCAAUACUACAAUGAUUAAAUGCCAAACAAACAUCUUCAGCACCCAGUAGCAAAAUCUAGCUACUGUAUUGAGGUGUGUGUAUGGGAACAGGGAUUUAUUUUUAGCUAAGACCUUGUAGCAGCCAGAUGCUGUCAGAGUUUUCAUCUUCUUCUUAUUUCCCCACUUUCACCUUGCUUGCUACCUCCGUAAAUAUUUUUUCUCCUCAUUUGCUCCGUAUCUCAACAAUGCGUCUAUAUGCAUCCCAUGAGAUGACAAAAGUAAGAACUAGUUCUCACCUGAGUUAAUAAAAUUCCCCUUGCUUGAGUACAGCAGACAGGAUCAGACCCAGUGAAUGCAGGUCAUGAUGGAAAGUUUGUUGUACAGCAGAUUGGAGGGGGAUUGUCAUUCACUAGGCAUUGGCUUUAUUUGCCAUUGCAUUGGACCUGGCUUGGUGACAUGCACUUGUGCAAAGGGAGUGUAAAAUGGUACCAUGUAAGAAUAGGAUGUAUUUGUUUUAUCUGCAAUGGAGAGUUCUGUCAUGGUGCUAGAACUCCAGAGUGCUUAGGUACUUUUACCUGUCUAGUGCUUUUGCUUCAGACAAGUAACCCCUGUGUCUGAGGUUGCAAGUAGAUUAUAUUGUAUGUAAAAAAAAUCUUAAAGUCCACUUAUUGAGCAUCAGUCUGGCUACCUAGAGAGUGCACUAAACUAUGUCACAGGAAAGCAGAACUCCAUUCCUGGCUCUUUCAGAAGUUUGCUGUUUGACCUAAGUCAUGAUUCCUCUCUGCUGGGUGACCUUCCACACAUCAUGCUUCCUUUCUGUGCACCAGUUUCCCCAUCUAAAAUAAGAAGACUCAUACGGAGAUCCUCUCGGAAGCACUUUGAGAGGGAAUCCUGGAAAUGAAGAGCUGUAUGUUUUUAAUCUAACCUCCUUAACCAAGUCUGAAAAUAUCUUGUCAGCUUCAUUUCAUUAUUACAUUGGGGACCUACUGAACAUGAGUUGGAGUUGUCCUCAAUCCAGAGGCUGCUCUCGUCAUGGAAGCAGGAAACCAAAAAUUCAGAUAGAUCUCUUAGUGUUGAGUGUCCCUUCUCGUGGGAACCAAACUCGGACUCUGGGACACUUUCUAAUUAAUGUCUCUGCUGCUUAUCGGGCUGAUGUUUCCUGGCAGUGGAAGGACUUCACUCAUGUCUUGUGUGAGGCAAAACAGAAUGACGAAUUUCUCAUUGGUGUCAAGAUGGCCUCAACCAGCCAUUACCUCUGGAGAAGGAUGCCAUCCAGCUAUGAACCCUACAUCCUGGUCUAUGCCAAUGAUUCUGCCAUUUCAGAACCAGACACCGUUGUUUCUAACUUUCAAGGACACCAACAUUCUCUGUCUGUGGGCUUUCCCAGACAGGAGAGCCACUCCAAGGGCAGCCUUACUGAGCAGCGACGGAAGCGCUCCACCAGUGUCUUGUUGCCCUUGCAGAACAAUGAACUCCCGGGCUCUGAAUACCAGUACAAUGAGGGUGAGAGAUGGGAAGAGAGAAAAUCCUACAAAACUCUCCAGCCACGCCUGGCUGAGAGGGCCAAGAAUAAGAAAAAGCAGAGAAAGAACCAGCACCAGAAGAGCCAGACACUCCAGUUUGAUGAACAAACCUUAAAGAAAGCCAGGAGGAAGCAGUGGAAUGAGCCACGGCACUGUGCACGGCGCUAUCUCAAAGUGGAUUUUGCAGACAUUGGCUGGAGUGAAUGGAUUAUUUCUCCUAAAUCCUUUGAUGCAUAUUAUUGUUCAGGUGAAUGCCAGUUUCCCAUUCCAAAGGCUUUGAAGCCAUCAAACCAUGCCACCAUUCAGAGCAUUGUGAGAGCAGUUGGGGUUGUUCCUGGUAUUCCUGAGCCAUGCUGUGUUCCUGACAAAAUGUCUUCCCUCAGCAUCUUAUUCUUUGAUGAAAAUAAGAAUGUGGUGCUUAAGGUUUACCCCAACAUGACAGUGGAGUCUUGUGCAUGCAGAUAACAGCCCAGAAGAAACCUUUGAAUUGUUUAACAUCAUCUUUUGCAAUGUUUUUUUAUUCCUAUAUUUUUUGUUUGCACUUCCAAUGCAUUUCAUUCCAGAAAAAAAAAGAAAAAAGAUAUGAGCAAAACUGAAUUAGAAAGAGGACUAACAUGAAGAGAAAGCUGAAUGGAGAUGUCUAGGUGGGAGGAGGCGGGGGAGGGUGGGAGACAUAAAACUAAUUCACCUUUGAAACUGACUGAGAAGCAAGAUUUGGCAACUGGGACUAAGUAUUUCUGUUGAAAUACAAAUGAAAAGUGAAAUUUUAUCAAAGACUCUUCAAGAUGUUUUUAGAACUAUCAGGAGGACGUGUUGAUUUAUUUUUGUAUGAGGUUUUGAAAAUGGCAGCAGCUGUUUUAUUGUUGGCCCCAUCUUUCUAGUGACGAACGGGAAAGGAGUUUAAAAAAUAUGUUAUACAGUUUGAAACCAGGCUUUCUGCCUUCAAUUACUGAACAGCUCAGCAAGUGCUAAAUAACCUAAGCAAACCUGACAUCCUACAAGCCUUAGAAAAUCCAACAUAGACAUUUAUUUCUUUGAUACGACAUAUCAUUGAUUGUACCUGUAUAUUCAUUUUUGUUUAGCAUGUUCUUUGUAUUUCAGCCAAUAUGAUGCCCCUGCCCACAGUUUAGAUAAGGGCAAAUCACAGCAGUGUUGCAUGUGAAUUUGUAAUGCCAUACCAAAGCUUUUCUUUCAUGCCGCAGAACAGUAAGAAACUAGUCACCAUAUAGCCUGGUGACAUGGAAGUAUCAUAGCUCAGCAUCACAGCUAAGCAAAUAAUUCCUAACAAGCAUGGUUGAACAUGGAUAGUUUGUGGGGUUAUGUUCUAUAAUGUUUCCAAAGAUGAGGGUUUGCAACCCAGGGUGAGGUGCUCAGGGCCAGGGGGAUCAUAUAUAGCUGCAGCAAACAGCUGCAUAGGACCAGUCCACUGUUCCAACUGAUUGUUGCAGUGUUGAUAUUAAAGGCACCACUUCUCCAGGCAGCUGUAAAGUACUGAUGUUGAGCUCCAGCUAAAUGGAGAUGCCCUUUCAAGUAAAAGCCACAGCAAACAGCUGUGCGCCUCACCUGUUACUUGGCAAACCACUACAGAUUGAGCAGGUUGUGAACUGCCCAGAUAAUAAUCUGGGCUCUAGUGAAUUUGCUACUUACACAGUCCAUGAGGAAAUGACUGAUGUCUUAAAUUUAUGUGAAAUUAUUUGCAUAACUUGAUCCACAGAUUGAUUGGGAGGACUUCACUGUGAUGUUUUGACCAACAUUUGGUCUGCGUUUGCUAGUCUUGAUUGCAUAGGUCACAUAGCAUUGUUUUAGUUCCUGUAUUGGACAAAAGUUGCUUUUAGGCCACAUCUAGAUGGCAGAAGUACCAUGACCAACAGCAUCGCCAUCCAACGCAUCACAGAGUUCUGUGCACCAUACUGCUCAGGCCAGAAGCUGCACAAGUGAGUAGAGGUGUAGUGAGAGAAGAUUAAUCCAAGUUGGGCAGCAACAUGCAUGAUGUGUUUAAAGAUGCUGCUGCUGGGCUUGGUAAUUUAGCAGUCUCGGCAGGGCCUUAGAACUAUGUGUCUGGUAAAGAUACUCAAACUGUCAGUUUAAAAUGUAUACCUUGAGAGGUUUCUCUCACAAAUGCCUACAAUAUGCUGUUUCAGUGAACUAUCCUGUCACCAGGUAAAAUUGGCAAAAUAUUUUGCAAAAAAUGAAUCCUGCAUGGUAUAAAACAAUUGCAGAGAGCUUGGCCCUUUAUUCAGGGCAGCAUUCACACAGUAUUUGCCCAGCUCUGCUCAGGCAGAGGUAUUAUGCCAGUGGACAUAACCUAAAGAUAACAGCACUUUUUAAGGAGAUUCCUGUCUCUCAAGAACAAUUAGCUUGUGUGAAAAAUAAUUUUGAACAAAUUUAAGCAACUUUUUUGUGAAACUCACCUCAACAAUUGACUUUGGAAACCAGAUGCUGAUCAGAAAAUAUUCAGGUUUUCUACACUGAGAACAAAUGAAUACUUUUGCUGCUCUCAGAACAACUAAGAGCUAUACUACAGUAUCAAUAAAUUCCCACUGCACUGAAUGCAGCAACAAUCCAUUUUACCACGUAGACACCUGCAGUUUCACUGCUAUUUCAAGAUAGUAUGAAUGGUUUAUUCUUAAUGUGCCAUUUGGUCACUAAUAUUGUUGUGUUUGCAAACUUGAUAAAUGUGUGUACGUAUAUGUGCAAGAGAUGGGGGAUGUGGAAGAGAAGAAAGAACAUACCCUGUAGUGUCCACAGUGUAACCAGGCAAAGAUCCAGUAGAAGUCAGUGGGAGUGCUGCUGAGGUGAGAACUACAGAGUAAACCCAGAGGAAUAUAAGGGCUUCCUGAUAAUAUAAGCCCUUUCCUGAUUUGUGCAAGUGGUGUGCUUCUGGGGACAGAUUCCCAAAUGGUGUAAAUCAAUAUAGCUCUGUUGGCUUCAGUUGAGGUGUAACAAUUCUCAAAAGUUAAGGAUCUGAUUUCUUAAAAUUCCAACUGUUCUUCAGAGAAAUCUUGGCCUACAGAGUGAACUGUAAGAAAGACUCCCUUUCCAGAGGCCUCAUGGAACCUGAAGUCUUUAGGACCACAACUGUCAAUAAACAAGGACGUGUGAUGAUAUCUGUGCUCAUAAGCCAUGCCUAUCUGGAUUCUCUGUCAUUUGACCUACUUCUGUAUAUAGAAGAAACAUUUUAAAUGAAACGUGGUGCUUCACAUGUGUUUGAAAAUUAUAAAAAAGUGUAUUUUGUGCUACAAACAGAAGACAGUUGCAGACAGAAAGAGCCUUCCAUUCCCCAGAAACAAAAAGGCUGCUGAACAGCUCUUGUCACUCAAUAACAAAGAAAGCCUGUGUCUACAUGUUGUUCUUUAUGUGUGUGAUCUUGUGAAGAGAGACGUGCUUUAAGGAGAGUUCACAGCAACAAAGUACACAAGUGUCUGCACUCUGUGGGGAUUACCUACAAUUUCUUUGGUGUUAGUCCAAUCCUUCACCCACUGAAGUCUUUGGGAAUCUGCCACUGACUGUGUGACUGGCAGUCACUAAUGCAUGGUAAUUCUCUCAAGCAAAAAAAGGAGACUUUUAAUUAAGCUUCUUCAGCUGCAAAGAAAUCCAUAUUUUAGAAAAUAAGUAUAUCAAUAGCUGCUAUUUAAAUGAAAAUAAACCUAACCAAAUCUAAUAAUUAAUUACAACGGAGAAAUAGCUUUUGUACAGUUUUAUUGGGCAGCCCAGAAAGUGUGACAAUAAUUCCAGUGUCUGUCUUUAGGUUUAAGUGGCAAUUGAUUAGUAGCCAUUGUUUCUUUCCAAAUCCUGUCCCUUACAGCAUGUUUAAUGAUCACCACAGGCUAAGUUGUCUUAAGAUAUAUGCACUUCAGUUCCAUUGAAGAUAACAUGGGAGCUGCUCACCUUACUAGAAGGCUGAAGUUAGCCCAAAGUUGUCUUUGCCUACCCCACAAAGAACACUGUAAUACUGACAAACAGUUUAUAUCAUGCACUAUUUUAAGGAUAACUUACCAGCCCAAAGCAUUCCAAAAGCCUGCAAAUAUUAACAGUGGUUCUACAAUAAGGAAUUGUUAUGCAGUUGUCGCAAAUUCUUUUUGUACAUAUAUCUCAUUGGGGGAGGGAAAAGCUUUUAUAUACUUUUUAUUAAAGAAUGGUGAUUA